AUGGCCACCUCCGCCACGACACAGACGAAGUCGGCCUCUUGGUGGAAUUAUUUUUUCCUUUACGAUGGUUCGAAGGUAAAAGAAGAAGGAGAUCCCACGAGAGCUGGGAUUUGUUAUUUUUAUCCUGCUCAGACACUGCUUGACCGCCAGGAGUUGCUCUGUGGGCAGAUCGCCGGAGUCGUCCACUGUGUCUCAGACGUUUCCGGCUCUCCUCCCACUCUCAUUCGUCUGCGGAAACUGAAGUUUGCCGUAAAGGUCGAUGGAGAUUACCUUUGGGCACUGGGCUGUGCCGUGGAGCUCCCUGACGUCAGCUGCAAGCAGUUUCUGCAUCAGCUCAUUGGCUUCUUUAGCUUUUACAAUGGACCUGUUUCUCUGGCUUACAAGAACUGUUCUCAGGAAGAACUGAGCACGGAGUGGGACACCUUCAUUGAGCAAAUUUUGGAAAACACCAGUGAUCUGCAUAAGAUAUUCAACUCCCUGUGGAAUUUGGACAGGACAAAAGUGGAGCCCCUGUUGUUGCUAAAAGCAGCCCUGAUCCUGCAGACCUGUCAGCGCUCACCUCACAUCCUAGCCGGUUGCAUCCUCUACAAGGGCCUGAUUGUCAGCACCCAGCUACCACCAUCCCUCACUGCCAAGGUCCUGCUUCACCGAGUGGCACAUCAUGCCAAGCCCAGUGCCAACUUGUGCGUGUGUUUGUUUUCAGAGACCACCUCCAAGAGCGGAUGUCCUGCAGGGACGUGGUCUGUGCUCCCCCAGAAUGUGCAGGUCAUGCCUGUAUUUGUGACCAAACAGGAAGCCGACAGCCUCCGUGAGUUCCCAGUGGAGCCGAAGGCUGGCUCCGUCUUCACAGGGCUCUGCCUUGUAAGGGAGCAGCUGGAAGGUCAGCCUAGUGACCAGAGCCAGCAUGGCCUGUACCACAGUAGCCUGGCGUCCCUGAACGGGCUGGAGGUCCACCUGAAGGAGACGCUCCCCAAAGACGAGGCCUCCCCGGUGAACAGAACCUACAACUUCACGCACUACGACAGCAUUCAGAACGUGCUGAUGGCAAACCUGCCACCAGUGGCCACAGCCCGGGAUCAGCGCUUCCUCCAGGCCGUCAACCUGAUACAUUCUGACUUUGCCCAGCGGCCUGCACUGUACGAGGUGACCGUCAGGAACGCCUCCACAGCCGUGUACGCCUGCUGCAGCCCUGUCCAGGAAACCUACUUCCAGCAGCUGGCCUCCCCGGCCCGGAGCUCGGGCUUCCCCAGCCCCCAGGAUGGGGCCUUCGGCCUCUCCGGCAAAGCUAAGCAGAAGCUGCUGAAGCACGGGGUGAACCUGCUGUGA
Molecule: messenger RNA, 1326 nt
Organism: Orycteropus afer afer
Lineage: Eukaryota; Metazoa; Chordata; Mammalia; Tubulidentata; Orycteropodidae
Source: RefSeq, a predicted model, not a curated record